Micropterus salmoides (largemouth bass) is the source of this 1643-nucleotide messenger RNA. RefSeq lists its product as uncharacterized. The transcript is spliced from 5 exons. Bases 354 to 1043 code for a protein of 229 amino acids. The record is from RefSeq and is a predicted model, not a curated record. NCBI's taxonomy places the organism in Eukaryota, Metazoa, Chordata, Actinopteri, Centrarchiformes, Centrarchidae.
UUUCUGUAAACCCUGCUUGGCUUUAUCAGCCUGCAGCUACAGUACACGGGUCCUGUCACAAACCAUUUUAAUCUCCCGGCCUCAGUGUACGACUCGCCAUUGAUGGGAUUAACUGUGAAAAAGCAGAGAGCCGAGCACGUUGCAGCGCGCCGUGCCAGCCACACCUGAGCUGUCGGGCGGUCCGGGGAUGUAACGCCGGGCUGCUCGGCACACACGGGGCGGGGGCGGGGCGAAACCGGAGGAUGUGACGUCCUGCUCGGAGAGGAGAUUGUACCAUAUCCAGUAACUGCUGCUCGUUAACGUUGAUGUUUGGUGAGGAUUAUUAGGCUAAAGGCAGCGGGAUGGAUACGUGAAUGCAAGAGAACAGACAGAUAAAAGACAGAGGAGUCACAUCAGCAGGCCUAACACCAACCAUGGAUCUAACUUUUAUCUUAUCAGCUGUUAUUUUCACGCUUCUCGCCAUUGUGGUGGCAACGUCGCUACUUAACGGAUCUUCGCCCACGGUCGAGUUUGCAAACGCACGGCGUUAUUUCGGACACAGAGGAGAGUCUUCAGACGGGGGAUUAGAUCAGUCAGAAGGGCCGAAGCUGAACGGUUAUGUACCGGACAAGAAGAAGAAGAAGAAGGCAGAGGACGACUGGUGCGAGAUCAGCGGGAGUUCACACGACCACUGGGAUGUAGUGAAAUCAGUGCUUUCAGAGGAGGCACAUCCCCACCCUCACAGUGAAGAACUGGCAACACCAGUUGAGCACUCCUCCUCCACAUCUAUGAGCUUAGACUGGUCACCCGAGGCCUCGUCAGGGAGGGGCCGCAGGUCAUUCAUUGCGCUCUCUGAUAAGGAGCUCCUAAAGUGUGCUUUCUCUCACCCCCAGACUGAAGGAGCCACAGAGAGCCCGGAUAUCAACGAUGAAGUGGAAUCCAACAAUUCCUUGAAGUACGUCCCUGGAAAGGCGCGAUCCCACCACUUGCAAACAAUGAUGUCCAAAGAGGAGUUGGAGGAGGAGCAGAGGAUACACUUCAACACAGACUGUAACUGUCUGUAAGCCUGAAAAAGGAGCAAAUAUGUGGGUGCAACGUGAGCAGCUGGCCGCCAUCUUUCAGCUGCUGAAAGACAACAGGGAGACGUUUGGGGAGCUGUCCGAGGGAGACAUGGAGGAGCAGCUCAGACUCUACUCCAUCUGAGACUCCUCUCUGACUCUUUGUGCUGCGAUCCAGCUUCUGAUUGUGCUCUUUAACCUGUGAGCUCUACUGAAGGACAAUUCCAGUACACCAAAUACUUGUUCACAGUAUUAAACAGCAGCUGUACUGUUCACUCAACUUCCAAUUUCAUUUGUGUUUUAAUAUGACAUACUUGUUUUAUUGUGUUGUUUUGUUGCUGACACGUCCACAUGAAGACUAAACCAAAGCAGCUGGAUCUUUUCCAGUCCACAACAGGACUGUCUAGCUGACAUAAUGUAAAUAAGGACUGAAAGGCAUACAGGGUUAUUGUUCCAAAUAGUUUUAUAAUAAAAGAAGAAAAGCUUUUAAUUUAUUACAUAACUUUUUUAACUCAAUUGUAUCUUCGUUUAAUCUGUAACAUGUACAAAUCCUGUAAAGCUACUCCCCAACUGUCAUGUAAUAAACCAUAUCAUGUACCUCUGUAA